CCCAUUAAGUAGUAAAUAUUUUAAUAGAAUGAUUUGUCGGUCACACGUUUCGUUGAUUAUAUAUAGAUAAACAUGGGAUCUCUUGCUAAAACAAUAGUAUUUCUCUACUUCUUCAGACAAUUAGUCUCUGGGUGGCUUUCGAAAUGUAUACGAAAUUCUGUUUGCUGUUAUUGCUCGUUGUGUGUAUUGCUGGUUUUGGUUCGGCAAAGCCACAAUUAGCCCUUGGCAUUUGUGGUGAAAAUGAGGUAUUCACAAACUGCGGGACCCUUUGUCCACAAAGGUGUGAGGAGAGGAGCCCUCUACUCGGAUGCAUACUCCUAUGCUAUGUCGGAUGUCAAUGUCAGCCUGGCUAUGUCUUGAAUAACGAAGAAAGAUGUGUCUUGCCAGAGGAAUGCCGACUAACUCCAUAAUUAUAGUAAUAGUUCGCUUCAAUAUGACAACAAAUGAAAGCGAGAGUUCAAUAACCACCUUCAUUCUAUAACAUUCUAUAGAAAUACAUAUUAUAUUAAAGUGUUAAA
Zeugodacus cucurbitae (melon fly) is the source of this 518-nucleotide messenger RNA. Its product is annotated as chymotrypsin inhibitor-like. The transcript is spliced from 2 exons. NCBI's taxonomy places the organism in Eukaryota, Metazoa, Arthropoda, Insecta, Diptera, Tephritidae. The record is from RefSeq and is a predicted model, not a curated record. Bases 144 to 410 code for a protein of 88 amino acids.